UUGGGGAAAACACCACAACGUCAACUUCAACGUUGGGCCGCUGAACAUGGCGAGCUUUUCCAGAUCAAACUCGGAUGGGAGAACUGGGUGUUUGUCAACAGCCCUGAGGCCGUCCGGGAAAUUUUCGACAAGCAAUCGGCCAAGACAUCAGGAAGAAUGCCAAUGCCAGUCAUAUCCGAUCUUCUUUCGGGCGGCAACCGGCUUCUGUUAUUGACUUACGGCACAAAAUGGCGACAGUUGAGAGCAAUCGUUCACAAGUUGUUGACACCGAAAGCAUCAGAGACAUACAAGCCGUCACAAGAGUUCGAGGCGAAGCAGUUGAUAUACGACAUCGCAACAGACAAUGAUGGCCAGGAGAGAUUUUACCAGCACGUUCGUAGAUACACAACAUCUGUGGUAUUGACCAGUACCUACGGACAACGAGUUCCGACCUUGGGCUCCGAGAACAUGCGGGAGAUUUAUCAGCUUCUCAAGGACUUUUCAGAAGCAGCAGAGCCAGGUGCUUACCUUGCAGAUCUGUUUCCACCGCUUGCCAAUAUCCCAUCAUGUUUCCAAUGGUGGCGCUCAGGAGCACUUCAGGCCUACCAUAGACAGAAGAAGACUUGGAUGCACUACUGGGACGACUUGAAGUCGGCGGUCCUGGAGAAACGAGCUCCAGAAUGCUUUGUUAAACACUUUCUUGAGACGGACUUCGAGAAGCUGGGAAUCACGGACGUACAGGCUGGUUUUGCAGCAGGAUCCAUGAUCGAAGCCGGAUCAGAAACUACGUCGUCUGCUCUCAAUAGCGCCAUUCUCUAUCUGGCGGCCAAUUCUGAUAUCCAAGAAUCUGCGAACAGCGAACUAACACGAGUGGUUGGUGACGAUAGAUCCCCCACGUUCUCGGACGAGGCAGACCUACCGUACAUCAGAGGUAUUGGCAAAGAGGUCCUCCGCAUCCGACCCGUGACGACUAUAGGGAGCCCGCAUUACACGACCUCAGACGUCUUCUAUAAGGACUAUCAUAUCCCCAAGAAUACAGUGGUCGCCAUUCCGCAGUAUGUUCUCCACUUCGACUCGCAAAGAUGGAGUAAUCCAGAAGCCUUCGACCCGUCACGAUACUUGGACUAUCCAGAGAAAGCAGGCUUCUACGCCACUCAGGGAGAUGCAAAAGGUCGAGACCACUUCGACUUUGGCGCUGGUCGUCGUAUUUGCCCCGGAAUGCAUCUGGCUGAGAACAGUGUCUUCGUGACAAUCGCCAAGAUUCUGUGGGCCUUCAAGAUCGAGCCACCGCUUGAUCCCAACGGUAAGGAGCAGCCCAUGGAUUUAUCCGACGAUGCGUACGAGCCCGGAGUCAACACUCUGCCCAAACCUUUCAAAGUCCGCUUCAUUCCGCGAAAUGCAAGACGAGCAGAGGUCCUGAAAGCGGAAUGGGCUCAAGCUCAAGAAGAGGGAUUCUACUUGGGACAAGUGAAGGUCGACACGAUGGGAAUGUUCCAGGUAUCAACCUAUGACCUUUCACUGUGGGUGGUGCAGACCAAGUUCCUGUUGACUUUCUACGCCACCUUCAGCGGCGACCAAGACUUGGUUACUACUUCAAUCGAUGAAAGUGGUUUUUACACUCUCGUUUACGGGCGCAUUCGGAACACCGUAAGUAAAACCGCGGCAAAACGCGGUAACAUGACCUGGUCAGACUGGGUGGAGCGUGAAUCAUGGAAGAGACUCUUGAGCAGCAUAUAUGUGGCGGGCACAAUCAGGACGGUAAUAUACGGCGUCAAUCCCAUCUUCAAUGCGUCCACCGACCUCGAUGUCGAAUGCCUUCAUGACGAAAGUCUUUGGAACGCUCGCUCCUCCGACGAAUGGGUUGAGUUACGGCCCAUGUAUCAAAACCAAGAUCGCUGCACCAUAAGGGGUAUUUUGGAAGACAUCCUUACAGGGGCGAGAGAUUCGAGCAGAGUCUCGUUGGCGCACUCUUCCCCCCUAUGCAUGCUCACGGUUACGCAUGCCAUCUUGGUUCACAUGUGGCACCUCAACCAGAUCUCGCAGGCAUCUCCCUCAUACUCUUUCUCACACCAGACCCCUCUGAGCCAAUCGCUUUUGCAAACUGCUCUGGCGUCCCUCUCAACAUGUUGCAAGCUCCUCCACGCCCAAAAAGAACGACUUGAGGACGCGGACGAAAGAGAGGUUUUAUCCAUACAGUUCAGCUCGCAUGCGGUUCUUCGAGCUGCGUUCAUCCGGCUCUUCGAUAUCACGAAGCCUUUCGAUCGGCUCAGCCUCAUGGCGAAAGAUCCAGCUGAGAUUGCGGCCUCGGUCGACGUUUUUGCGAGAGCGCCCCUGAAGAGGGAUCACUUGCUGUUGGACGUGGUUGAAAAAACACUGGAGGGAUUCCAUAUGCCAUUCAGACUAGGGCAUAUGCUGAUACGGAAAACCGCUGCGUUUCGGUGGAGUAUCGAGCAUGCAGUCGCAGCUUGGGACGCAGGUUUGUUCGUCACGAAAUGGGUUCAUUCUGUCGAGAUGGAUGCUUUGAGCGGUCUUCAGCCAACCGCGGCGGAGAACGAGCUUCUUCUGGCAAUGAAGGAGGUUCUUGAGGAGGCCGAUUAUGACCCUCACGAGGACAGAUCAUUUGCUGCCGAAUUGGCCCGAACUUGGAGUUUAUUUCUUGGAGACGUAUGGGUUUGGGGUAUCACCGCCCGCAUGGGGAAGGUCUUGGAGCAAUUAGCACAGGCUUACGAUCAGCAUCAUGAAGAAAGGCGUCUUAUGGGAAUUUGA
Messenger RNA from Colletotrichum karsti, 2745 nucleotides. RefSeq lists its product as uncharacterized. The record is from RefSeq and is a predicted model, not a curated record. Gene Ontology annotation, biological process: DNA-templated transcription. NCBI's taxonomy places the organism in Eukaryota, Fungi, Ascomycota, Sordariomycetes, Glomerellales, Glomerellaceae. Gene Ontology annotation, molecular function: oxidoreductase activity, acting on paired donors, with incorporation or reduction of molecular oxygen; heme binding; zinc ion binding. The transcript has 7 exons.